Molecule: messenger RNA, 5339 nt
Organism: Monomorium pharaonis (pharaoh ant)
Lineage: Eukaryota; Metazoa; Arthropoda; Insecta; Hymenoptera; Formicidae
Gene: dsb
Product: scavenger receptor class B member 1
Exons: 10
Coding region: 1623-3356 (577 amino acids)
Cellular component (GO): cytoplasm; membrane
Molecular function (GO): scavenger receptor activity
Source: RefSeq, a predicted model, not a curated record
CUACAUCGCACUAUCUCCUCGCUCGCUAUUCGCCAGAUCGUGGACCGCGCGCGUACACCCAAACGUCACGUCGGGUCUUGUUUUCAUCCUCGAUCACUCGUCCUCUCUUCUCUUCCUUUUCUUAUCUUUUUUUUUGUCCUUCCCUUCCAUACUCAUUCUUCUUUGCCUCGGUCAAAGAUAAUCCGCUAUAAUCUAUUUCUUCUUCCUCCUCUUCUUCUUCUUUUCCUUAUCUCUCUCUCCUCUAUAUUGACGAGUCGCGAAUUAAAAAGGGGACUUGCAACCGCUCGCUAGGAUUUAUUCUCGAAGACCCAACGAGUGAUCUUCGCGCCGAGUGCAACUUUUACUGUGAUCGAUACUGGGGCUCCGCUGCAGAAACACCUCGUUUUCGACAACAAGAAAGAAAAAUUAAGAGCCAUGAAUCUUGUGAUCGUCUAUGGGAAGUGUACUGGAUUAUUAUGAUUACUGCGAAUUAUCGGCCGUUUUUGGAUCUUCAAUUGCAAAGAAAUCGACAAAUACUUUGCUCAAUCAAUUCUGAACUUUUCGGUACCCUGCGACCUGGCAAGGCCGUUGUGUCGAGAAAAACAGAAGGGGGAGGGGGUUACAAAAUCCCUUGUACCAAUUUUGAUAUUCGGCAGAAUUACAGUUAUGCAUAAUUAAAUGCCAUUUUUUGGAAAAAAUUGAAAUCUUACACGGAGAUCAAGACGCAUAAGUUAAAUCUGAUAGUAAGAUAGAGAAAUCUGUCCGGUAUUUCUUCCCACUCUCUUUCUCGGAUAGCUCGUGAGUUACAUAAAGAAGAAUUUUACUGGUCAGUUAAUGAACCCGGUUGUGCGUGCACUCGAGGAACAUCCAACAACGACGUCGACGUCGAGGACAAAAACGCCGAGGACGACGAUUGGGCUGGUAUUACGCAAAAGCCAUGAAUGUAGGACCAACGGCGAUCCGACGGCGAGUGAAAGUGAAGCUGUGGGGAACGUGAGUCUUACCUGGACCAGGUGUGAAAGUGCAGUAAGACGAACGUAAGGAACACGUGGCGCGGUACCUGUCGAAACCGUACUAUCGACACGACCGCGACGGGGGACACGAGGACGAGACAGUAGUGAUGAUAACAAUGACGAUAAUAAUGAUGCAGAUGCGUGCUCAUCGCGAGAACAAUGCUCAGUGCAGUGACGGUAGAUGAUGAUUAUAACGAUGAUGAUGAUGAUGAUGAUGAUAAUAACGAUGCUGAUGAUGACCUCCUGUACACGCAACUCUCGUUUUGGGUCAACGUGCUCACCAUCAAAAAGCCUGUAGUAAUUAGUUACUUAUUUCUAAUGGAUUAUUUAAUCUUUUUCUAUUACACUUUCGUUCGGUUGACGAUCGACGGCGACGGUCUUGUUUAACAAGUUUGGAAAUUGAUCAUUCGAAAACUAUCGAAGAUCUCCAGUCCGAAUAUAAGUGCGAUUGAAACAAAGAGUUCUUUUUACAAACAUUGUUUAGAAAAAAAACGUUCGACUAAAGUAAUGUGAUUGAUUUGGAUCAAUUAGUGUUUUAUUAGCAUUAUAUUGAGUGAAAUCGAUUGUGUUACUGAUCAACGACUUCGAGAUCCUUUUUCUUUACAAGGUGAAUAAAUCGAAGAACAGAAGAUGAAGUUCAUUGCAUCUUUAUUCGGGACAAGGUCCCCGAAGGCGAUGGGUAGACAGUACAUGAAAGUCGGCAGAAACGCCCUUUUCGGUGUAACAAAUGACAACAGUGACAAUAUUUGUACCGAAAAAGUGCCAAGGCCGCUAUCCUUGCUAAUCACCAAAAAGGGAAAGCUCAGGCAUGGCAGGAUAGCAGCGAUCUGUCUAGGUCUUCUUGCACUUGUGAUCGGCAUAGUGCUCAGUAGCAUACCGUGGGUCGAUUACAUCAUAUUGAAACAAUUGCGACUAUGGAACGGCUCGAUCUCCUUUCAAUAUUGGCAAAAGCCAGGCGUAAUUCGAUUGACUAAAGUCUAUAUAUUUAACGUAACCAACACGGAAGGUUUCUUGCAGUUUAAUGAGAAGCCGAAACUCCAAGAAGUUGGUCCGUUCGUUUAUCGGGAGGAUAUGGAAAAAGUUAACGUUGUCUUUCAUAACAACGGAACCGUUAGUUUUCAGCAUAAAAAAAUUUUAAAUUUCGUGCCUGAAAUGUCUAAAGAUGGAGAUAUUAAACUAAUGGUGCCGAAUAUACCUUUGCUGACACUCUCGACGCAAAGUAAAAGUCUCCCUCGUUUCAUCACAAUGGGAUUGUCGAUUUUCUUGGGCGGAAUGCACAUGAAACCUUUCGUUCCUGUGACUGCGCAGGAAUUAGUCUUUGGAUACGAUGAUCCAUUAGUUAGCCUUGGUCAUAAAUUUCUUCCAAAAACAAGACGACCCAUGAGCAGAAUGGGUCUUCUUCUUGGAAGAAAUGGUACGUUAAGCGAGAUAUCUACGAUAUUCACUGGGCACACGGGUAUGAAAGAGUUCGGUUUAAUAAAUCGAUUGAACGGACUCGAUCAUUUACCAUACUGGCCGAACGCACCAUGCAAUUCCAUCACGGCUUCGGAAGGAUCUUUCUUUCCGCCGCGCGACGUGACUGGCGCGGACAUCAUUCACGUUUGGGAUAAGGAUCUCUGCAGGACACUACCGUUGCAGUAUCGCGGCCCGGCAGAAGCAGCGGGUAUCAAGGCGGAUUUAUACACUCCGUCAGAUGUACUUUUUGGUCGACCAAACGAGACAGCGCCUAUGGAAGAUGAAUGCUUCUGUUUGGAUGGCAUUGACACUUGUCCUCCACAAGGCUUGCAGGACAUUAGCCCGUGCCAGUAUAGUGCACCAGUAUAUCUUUCCUUUCCACAUUUUUAUAAGGCAGAUCCUAAACUGUUAGAUGCCAUUGAGGGACUCAAGCCGGUCGAGAAACUGCACGGAUCAUAUUUCAAAAUCCAGCCAAAACUAGGGGUGCCAAUCGAAGCGAAAGUUCGCGCACAAUUGAAUCUAAAGAUAGAACGACAGCCCAACAUUGGAGUAGUCGCGAAUUUUCCCGACAUAAUGUUCCCAAUCAUGUGGCUCGAGGAAGGCGUAGAGGAACUUACGCCAUCCAUCAGGCGGUUUAUUUACUUGGCGACCACGUUCGUCGACAUUGCUGUGCCCUGCUUAACGUACGGCAUGAUUCUAGUCGGACUGACGAUCAUCAUUACGGUGUUUGUGAAGGCAUACAAUAGCCCGGUAUUGGCACACGAGGCGAUCGAGCUGGGCAAGAGGACUAUCAGGAGAGGCUCGUCCUUCUUAAUAAAUGGCCAGCAUCGAUUGCUGGCCGGUCGGGAGUCCUACAUCCUACUAAGCAACAACGAUAUCGAGGAGAAGCAGGACAUUAUUGAGAUAUGACACUGCUCUGUGCUUGAAUUCUAGUAUAUAUAUAUAUUAAAAGCGCUGAUGCUAAGUGUACCUUUAUAGGAUGAACGAUAAUUAAUGACGCUUAGUUUCGAUUUCUCGUGAAAUUAAUUUCGAUAACAGAAAAUUUGUUGACAAACAAAAUAAUGUAUAUUUUUAUUGCGCUCUCGUGGAUUGGAACCUGAUGAUUAUCAAAAAAAUCUAGGAUUGUUAAUAAAAUUCAGGAAUCUCAGGAACUAAGGCGAUUAAGAUCUAUUUAGAAUUAAAAACGUAUGAUUCAGAGCACUUAAGAUGCUGAAAAUCUAGAAUCUAAGUAAUUUAAAACAUAAUUAAUCUGGAUUUUAAUUAAUACGUAAUUUAAGGUAUAUUUAGCGGAAUGUAGGACUUGCAUAAAGGAUCAAAGACUUCCGCAAAGAACUUUAUAUCAAGACUUUAAUUAUUAAUCAAGUAUGUAUUAAGAACUCUCAUAUAUACAACUUUUUUAAUACAGUUAAAAUGAUACUGAAAUGUUAUAAAUGUAUGAAUAACGAACGCUUCAUUUACAUAUUUAUGGUUUAUUCGGUUUUACAAUUUCAAAUAAAAACUACGUAUGUUAAUUUUUCCUAGAUUAUGAUUAGAAAGAUUGAGAAAACUUCAGUAUUAAAUGUUUUAAUAUACCAAAUGUUUUUUUUUUCCAAAUAUUUCAAGCCACAUGUCAUUUUAAUUGGAGUCAAUCAUAAGCAUAUUCCAAGUAUUAAAAAUGUUAAUACAUUUAAAUUUCUUGAAAAAAAAAUUAUGCAAGAAAUACGCAUGUACAUAUAAUAAAAUUUUUAUCUAAUUUAUGAUGACUAAUUUAUCUUAUUUAAAAAUUGAAUAAAAAAUGAAAGCUAGGCGUCAUUAAUUGGUAUAUAAUAAAUUAUUGUAAAAUAUAUUGGGUGAAACAUCUGCGCAGUAUGAUACGGCAUGGUGUAAUAUAAAUGUUUUAUUUGACUGUGUACACCAAAGUUUUGCUUUUGAUGGUCAAGAGGGUUAAUUAAUUAAUUACGAAAUAUGUGCAAGCCAAUAUUGGUUUGUAUUUCGUAUGUAAAAGAUUUUCUUUUAUUUUACACGGAUUUAUUCAACUGAAACCCGCGGAAAGUUUUAUUAUUUAAUGGAAUUCAAAUUCGCCAAAGAUGAUAUAUAUCCAUGAUCUUUCACAAUGUGUGAAAGUAACUUACAUUAUUAUAAUACUUUAUAGCUAUAAUGAAGUGUGUAAUACAGUAGUGUUCUUCUUUAUUAAUUAUGGAAGAAAAAACUUUUGGGAUUUGAUGGGCGUUCAUGGAUGUAUGUGUUAUAAUCAGGAAUCGCCUGAUAAUUUUUAGUAUCGCAAAAGAUCCCAAGAUCAUGUUAAAUAUGUUAUUGUGUCUGUGAUUCCGUCCUUAUUUAUAUAUGUAUAAUACGCAAUAUGCACAUAAAUAGAGAGCAACAAGGGGAGAAGCUACAUUGGCAAUUAUUGUGAAUGGACGAAACUUUCACUCGUAGCGAUUGAGCUACGUAAGAUGAUGCUUCUUCUCAAGGUGUCCAACUCGUACUCGGCCAUAAUAUCUAGUGCAAUAUUAGUGAUCGUAUGUUAUACUUUGAGUAUCGCCGCCAACGUAUGAUGAAACCACGACGAUUAGAAGUAAGGUCAGUUGCACCGACAACUUUAGCGCUACAUGUAUCUGUGUCUGAAGCUAAUUUCGGUUAGACGGUCGGGAGAGCGCAGCUCUAGUUAUAGAACAAUAUUGAAAAGGCAAAUUUAGAUAAUUGCAGUUAAUGUUAAUUACCGUCGGUGCGUUAUAAGUUAAAUACUGUCGGACGAUUAAUCAAAUGAGUGAUACAUCGAGGACAUAAUGCAACUACGUAUCACAUUUGAAUACUUGUAAUCUAUUCAGAGAAGAAAACACUAUAAGAUAAGCUUGUUAUUGCUCGCAAACGGAAUUUUGUAAUUGGACUUUAAUAAAAUACGUUUAUCCAUUA